Molecule: messenger RNA, 3884 nt
Organism: Halichondria panicea
Lineage: Eukaryota; Metazoa; Porifera; Demospongiae; Suberitida; Halichondriidae
Exons: 6
Coding region: 77-1489 (470 amino acids)
Molecular function (GO): protein binding
Source: RefSeq, a predicted model, not a curated record
GUGUUUCAUAUCAUAAGUGAUCAAUAAACUUAAGCUUGUUGUUGUACCAGCUAGUUAUAUAUAUAUAGCUCCUGCAAUGCAAGUACAGGCAGUUAUUAUCAGCAUCCAGCUGUUUAGUCUUGCUGCAGCCACACUGAUAUCCACUCCCACUGUGGCCUGUCCUGAUGACACUGUCACUUUCACCUGCACUAUGCCUGAUAGUCUCAUACGAUGGGACGUCACUCCACCACAACAAGCUACAUUCAGCAUAACUUUAAGAACCAACGACAACAUUAACACUGAUGAAACACGAGGUACUCCAGCAUUCCGUGGUGUUCUCACUGACUCCAGUGGAGGAAUGGUUACUGCCACUCUUACCUCACUGUCUGAGGCCUCCACUGUGGAGGAUACUAUGGUGGAGUGUGUGGGAGGGAGCUCACGAGAGGGUCCUCUCACUAUCACUGUGGCUGAUCCACCCUCCCCUCCCCUCAACCCAAUAGUAUCCUCCAUUCUAAACCAACCCAGCUCCUCCAUUAUUACUCUGGAGUGGGACCCUCCCUCCUCUACUGGUGGUGUGUCUGUCAGGUAUGUCCUCAUUAUCUCCUCAACAUCUCUCUCCGGGUCACCAACCACCGUGGAGACCACCUCCACACAGAUCACUGUCUCCUACAACACACACUACAAUGUGAUGGUCAGAGCUGUCAACUGUGUUGGAAUGAGUCAAGAAAGUCAAAUAGUUGAUCUUAUUGUAUGCCCCACACCGUCUACUGCUGUUGGUGUGAUCAUCACUAACACACCUCCUGUCACUAUUGGUGGAUCCAUGCUCACCUUCACUUGUAGUGGAGACAAUGAAGUGAGAACCUCAACCUGCGGCAGUAGUGGGUGGUCUCCUGACCCUGGGUUCUUUGACUGUGGCAUCCCAGUUACAGAUCCCCCAAUCACCUGUAGCCCUCCAGUUGCACCAUCUAGAGGUAGUGUGAACAUCAGUGGUGGGACACCACCCUUCUCACUGGGUUCAAUGGUAAUCUAUGGCUGUGACAAUGGACUGUUCCCCCUUGAUGUGAGAACCAGUACAUGCACUGAUGUGGAGGGUAGGGGAGAGUGGGUGGAGAAUCCUGGGAGCUUUGUGUGCAGGGAGAGGCCAGUCAACUGUUCUUUACCCUCGGAGCCAUCCAACGGAACUAUAGUGGACUAUGAGAUGUUGAAUGAGACAGUGUUGGAGGGAACAGUGCUGACUUACCAGUGUGACAAUGGACUACCAUUGACUGGACCCAACACCAUCACUUGCACUAAUGCUGGAGUCUGGAGCACUGAGCCUGAGGCAAUCAUGUGUAUGUUACCAACUGAAGGUGAGAGUAAUGAACCUGAGGCACAUAGCAACCACGGGGUUAUGGUAAUCCCUUGCGGUCUGUUUGUCUGUGUUAUUUUAAGUCUGCUUACCUGUGUAAAUUAUUUUAAGAUUAAAUUUUUUCCUAAUAAUUAUAUAGUAACUUGUAACAACAAUUUUUAACAAUGGUUUGCUUAGUCACAAUCAGUAACCACGAUUAUUUUUUGAUAAUAAUAUUACAUUGUAUAGAUCUACUAUUAAUAGCUAGUACAUUGUAUACCGGUAUACAAUGUCACAUGCUCCAAGGUUUGCAGCAACAUUGAAGUUACCAACAAGUCAGUUAACCGAUUUUGUCUGGAAAAGCAUUUUCGUUCGAAGUAACAUUUUUCUGGAGACGCAAGCAAGCUAGUGUCCUAUGCUAGCUAAUCAACCACAUGUCACCCGCUUGGGAAAAUCUGAAAUAAAUCCUGCACUGGUGGUUUGUAACAUUUCGGACUUGUUUGCUGUCUCUGCUGUGAUCCUAGUCCCAUGCUAGCCUCCUUCACUGGCCUCCCCUGAAGAGAAGGCCUGCUACUGACUGCUUGCAUGCGCACGCGCAAAAUUAGUGGACAUUUUUUCCCGUACAAAUUCCUAUAAUUAUAUUAAAUACUGAAUUUAUCAGAGAAACUAUCUUGACAAAGAAUACACUAAUUGUUAAAGUCAUACACAGAGCUAUAUAUAGCUAGCUAGCUAGAGACAGAGCUGUAGGUUUGUUGUACAGCUAUUUUCUUUUAGUCUCGAACACCCCUCAACCUAAAAGCUUUUAGGUUGAGGCGGGUAUUCGAGACUAAUUUUCUUUCUGAUAGAGUCAGUAGCAGUAGUAUAAUUAUAAUUUUUAGUAGACUUUUCACCAGAAGCAUUAUAGAUGGGCGUGGCCUGUCCAUAUAUAGCAGCUUUCACUCUGUUCAGACGAUUGUCAUCCGCACACUGUUGCAGGCUGUGAGUCUUUUGUUAACAUAGCAGGCUACGGGUAGCUAUCAGAAUGCUAUCAGAUGGGCUAGAAAUUAACCUUCUAUCGAACUUUCUAUCUACUCCACUUCCGUUCUUUGUGACGUCAUUGUUUUACUGAGCAUACACGUUGUUGCAUGGUUAACGCAUGCGCAAGCAGUCGAUAUCAGGCCCACUCUUCAAGGAAGUGUGGCCUUGGAUCGAGGCUAGUCCCAUGCAUGCACUGCAUGCAUGUCUGACUAUGCACCAUCAUCUACCAUAAUUGUGUCCAAUAACCGUUUUCAAACGUAAGCCUUAUUGUCUUCUGCAUGACUGUAAUUUAUUGCCCUAUACUUGCAUGCUGCCAUGUUCAUACAUACACACCGGAAAUUUUGGUAGGUGUUUUUAGAUGGCCAAAUUUAAAACCGUCAAAUUAAAAGUUUUCCGGUGGACCCAACACAUUGCAGCAGUAGCCACACGCCUAAGAUGCCAAAUGCAUAUAGGUGCCAACUUUCCCGGAUUUAACACUCUUAUCCCGAAAAGAAACUUCUAUUCACCUAGAUAUUCCAAAUUUUCAAGGUUACUGCUUCUAUAAUUAGCUGUGUUACUAUCCAAUAAAACUUAUCAAGCCUGGAAAAGUAAAAAAAAACUACUGCUUGAAUCUUUUAACAAUGAACAGAAACAGCUUUACACAAGAGAACUUAUAGCUUAAGCAUCCAAUAAGUAGGCGUGAAGAGAGCUGAGCAGUACGUGAUGCUGCUGGGACGGCAUCCCCACAACAAUUCAUGAGAUUGUAGGAAAACAUGGAAGAAUUAUAGAUAUGAAUUGUUGCACUGCACUGAAAAUCAGAGGAAUUAUUGUGAAUUUCUCCUUGGGCCAGUCGCUCAGGGGGGGCUAUAUAACACCCUUAUACGUUUUGAAACUUGGCUGCAUUAGGAAGUUGGCACCUAUUAUAUGCAAAUGGCUCAUCCGCCAAAUAUUCUAGUUAGCUAUAAUUAUAGUAUUACUAGAUUAAUGUUUUGUGAGCAAGGAUCAAUUUCAAAUAUAAAAAAUUAAAACCUAAAUUAGUACUGGUAAUUACACACAGAACGCAGAUUGCAAGAGGUAAAUUAAUUUUUCUGCUGAUUUGGUUCACCACAAAAUAUUCUAGUAACAAUACAACCCCGUGUACUGAUACUCUGGGUGUGAUAUACAACUGCCUCAGGCUUCUAUCCCAAUAUUUAUUGCUAAUCCUUCACAGCUGCCACCCUAUCAACUGGUGUAACUAUUGCCAUCAGUGUUACUACUACUUUCGUUGCCAUUACUAUCCUUGGAUUUCUCGCUGGACUCCUGUGAUGUAUUCGUUUACGCGUAAGAAGGCAAGAAAAACAGCAUUAUCUGUUGUAGAACCCACUAAACCAGUUGGUCCUGUUUAUGAGGAGGUGUCACCCAAAGAGGAGAUUGAACUGAACACUAACCAGGCGUAUGGACCACUAGGACUGUGAAUUAAACUUCAUGCUACUGACUUUUGUACUAACUAUCAUCAUGCAUACAUAAUGUUUUCUAGCCAGCAGUAUAGCAUAUGUUUCACCUGCUGUACAUUGCUAACCAUUAUUUUAAACAGUUACUGUAA